AUGCUUGAUUACGACGGCGUGUGGUGUUACAUAAUAGGUGAUACUUGCGAGAAAUUUAAAACUUUGAAAGAUUUUACAGGGUUUGGUUUUGUAGGGAACAAAAAACAAGUAAUAAAGAAACGAAAAGAGAUGGUAAUAAAUGUAGAAAAAGCGAUAAAAUAUCAGAAAAAAUCGAUCAAAAAAGUUAUCCAAAAAAACGACAAAAAGAAUUACAAACAAAAAAAAGAUAAGAAAAAAGACGAUAAAGAUGACAAAAAAGUCGAUAGAGAAAGGGUGAAAAAAGGGAAACAGAAAACGAAAGCACAAAAAGCGACAGAAAAAACCGACGAGAAAAAACCCAAAAAAGAUAAUAACACAAAGGCGCCAGGAGAAAGAAAAAAGACCAAAAAAGAAGCCAAAAAAACAGAUAAUGCAAAAAGGGGCCUAAAAACACCUAAAAAGACUAUAAAAAGUCAAGGACAAUCUAAAAUAUGA
Messenger RNA from Zophobas morio, 474 nucleotides. RefSeq lists its product as uncharacterized. The coding region runs from base 1 to 474 and encodes 157 amino acids. The record is from RefSeq and is a predicted model, not a curated record. NCBI's taxonomy places the organism in Eukaryota, Metazoa, Arthropoda, Insecta, Coleoptera, Tenebrionidae. The transcript is spliced from 2 exons.